Messenger RNA from Aureobasidium namibiae CBS 147.97, 2601 nucleotides. RefSeq lists its product as uncharacterized. The transcript is spliced from 2 exons. NCBI's taxonomy places the organism in Eukaryota, Fungi, Ascomycota, Dothideomycetes, Dothideales, Saccotheciaceae. The coding region runs from base 1 to 2601 and encodes 866 amino acids. The record is from RefSeq and is a predicted model, not a curated record.
AUGGAUCAAGCAGAACUUCUGGAACAACAUGUCCCGAACAUAACACCCCACGAUGGACCUAUCAUUCUGCGUCAGAACCCCUAUGCUGACAUGAGACCUUUCAUCGAGCACCUUUGGGAAGAGCGCCGCGAGAUGUGCUGCAACAUCUAUCUCGACCAGUUCCCACGCGGCACUACAGAGAACGGCGCCACCAAGCAAGAAGAGGAUGCGUUUCUGCUUGACUACUUCUCUGAACGUGAUCUUCACCUGCAAGGCGGUCGCUUCUUGAAACAGGUCCUUUAUGCUAUCGCCAAAUUCAAUGAGCACAGCGUCCUUUCUCACGCCGAGAGUUGGUGGAGAGCCUACAACUUCUGCGUGGUCCCUGAAAUGGAUGCCAGUCAGAUCAGACAAGUCCUUGAUCAGCACCAUGGAGCCAACUUCCCCGAUUCCUUUUUGACUCGUGUCGUUCUUCUCAUCAGUGAUGGAUACAAACGCUUGUACAGUCCAGAGAACCAGCCACCCACAGUCGUCACCGAAGCCGAGACUGUUCCCGCUGUUCGGCAGAGACGUGCAUCUGCUGCGUUUAUGCACGAUGGUGCAGCUCAAGCUAUGGCACCCGCUGUCCAACACCAGCAGCAGAGGCAUAGAACUGCCUCGAUUCCAGGCACCUCGCUCCUGCAUAGCAAUGGCCAUGGCCAUGGCCAUGGCCAACCAUACGGCAGUCGCCCUCGUCAAUUCCAUAAGCAAGAAUACCGCGGUCGUAGUCGACGUCCAUCUGCCGCCAACUUCCCCGAUUUCGACCCCAACAUUGCCUUUGUAGACCCUCGUAUCCAUGCACCAGCUGGCCCGGUAGGUUUCCCAAUGCCACCAGACGGUCCUUUUAUUGCCUACUACCAGCCUGCAUUCUACGCUCCUCUCGAGCCGCGCAUGCCUCUGAACCAUGAUCGCUCCGGUCCUGCAUAUCAUCCAGAAGGCGAUGUUUUGCAUCAACGCUCUGGCUCGUUCAAUCGCCGUGGAGCUCGCCCUCCGAGACUGGUCGAUCCCCAUUCUUUCAGUCGCUAUGGCGAGCCUCAGCCACAGCCUUAUCAAUCUUACGGUCAAAGAGGUGGCCACCGCAAUUCCUUCAACUCUACCAGAGGUCGUCGAUCUUCAUUCCGCUCUAGUGACAACUGGCAAGGGCCUAGAGAGUCCAGGCUAUCCGAUAGGAGAGUCCACUCUGACCACCGCGGCGGAGGUUUCGCUCAAACCAAGGAGACUCGCACUCUUUCAGAUCUGGCUGGAGACUCUCUAGAUGUCGUUUCACACCCUGAUACCGGAGCCGCCGUAGAAUCCGAUGAGCAAGCCUAUAGUCGGCUUACAUUGCCGUCACUAUCAGAGGAUGGCUCCGCCGACAAGGAACUCGAGAAGCAGGAUAGCUCUCCAAAGACGGUCGAGGACGACAGUUUCCAGACUGCUGCUGAGACUCCAACCGUCACACCGACUGGGAACGUAUCGUAUGAGGAGGUGCAAUUCGCUUCAUCUUCGCCCGCUAGUCAUGCGAAGAGCGACGAGGACGAUCAAGUCGAUGCCCAAGAGACGCUCACCGAAGAGAAGUCAAUUAGUGGAAAGGCAGACUCCGUCCCACAGUCGCCUACCACCACUACAGAGAGCGGAGACGCUGCAAGUGUGCAAACUACUGGACAACAACCCAUAGCUCCGAGAUCAGUUCCAAAGUCAGGUCCAAAGCAGACCGAGUCCUUCAGUCCUUUUGCGCGUCGAGCAAAGACGAUCACGAAGAAGAAGGACCCCAAACAGAAGCUAGGCAAAUCGAAAACCAAGCAAAAGUCUGAACAGCCUGAACAGCCUGAGCAACCUGAGCAGCCGAAGCGACCUUCAGCUGAUACCUCGGUGGGUGUUGAGACUACUGACGAAGAGCGCAUCGAGAGCAAGAUUGAGAGCAAUAACGAGUCUGUGUUCAGUGCAGCCGACCACUGUUCAGAGCAGAGCGAGGAUAACGAGUCACAACCAACAAUGGCCAGUGUCGAAGACCGCCCUGAGUCCCCAAAGCGUUCGACCUUGUCGUCUUACACUGCGCGCCUCAUCAACAAUGCUUUCAGCAGCAUGGGUUCCUCGAACAAGUCUAACAAUGGAGACGAUCCAAACCCCGCAGCUUCUCAACCCGAGACCUCUCAACCCGAGACCUCCCAACUCGAGACCGUACAGCUCGAGGAUCUUCGUAUCGAUACACCUCAACCCGAAAUCGUGUCCUCGGCACCCAAGGGCAAGGCAAAGAACAAGAACAAAAAGAAGAAGAAGAAGGCCAAGAUCGCUGCCUCAGUUCCCGACGAUACCUCUACAGAGACCAUUGCCAACGAAACACCUGCCGGCUCGCCUCCUUCGAACAAGGUAUUUUCUUUGCGCGACAACACCAAUGCGCUGGACAACCGUUUGUCACUCGUGAACAUCAGAGAAGGUUCAAUUGUUGAGCUUCAUGAGAAUGUGAUCAACUACCGUACCAGUCGCCCUGCCCAGCAAGAGAAUCUCUCUUUUUCGGAAGGUCACAACGAGGCGGUGGAGCAGUCGAAACGCAAGAUGGAAGAGAUGUUGGCAAAGGAGAGAAUGCUGAAGCAGAAGAAGAAGUGA